AUGAUUUUGUUCUCACAGUUAAUAUGGUAUAGUGAUGUUGUGGUGCUGUACAUUGGGAUGGAGGUGCUUCCCGUGGAGGAGGGCGCCAUACCUAAUUGGAUCUGUUCACUUGAGGAGGAGUUGGGUUCACUGAUAUGGGUUUCCCUACGUGACGAUACCUUCUAUGUUGGCAUAUUUAAAACAUUUGACCAGUACGGCAACGUAGUUCUGUCAGACGCAGUGCAGAAGAUCGUUGUUCCCGAAAAACGCAUUUUCAGCGAUCUCUACAAUGGUCAUUUGAUCAUUCGUGGAGAAAGUAUUGCCUACUUUUGUGCGAUUGAUACUGCUAGAUAUGUCGAACAGUUCUGCUACAACCCGACGUCUAGUUCCCUAGCCGAUAAAGCUAUCAUAAACUUCGUACCCCUCGAGGAGGCACUAAAGUGUAUGGAAUUGAACAGAAUAGGGAUCGAGACCAUAGAAGGAAUGGAAAUGUAA
Molecule: messenger RNA, 474 nt
Organism: Babesia microti strain RI
Lineage: Eukaryota; Apicomplexa; Aconoidasida; Piroplasmida; Babesiidae
Product: U6 snRNA-associated Sm-like protein LSm1, putative (LSM1)
Exons: 2
Coding region: 1-474 (157 amino acids)
Biological process (GO): deadenylation-dependent decapping of nuclear-transcribed mRNA
Cellular component (GO): Lsm1-7-Pat1 complex; P-body
Molecular function (GO): RNA cap binding
Source: RefSeq, a predicted model, not a curated record